This is a messenger RNA of Aegilops tauschii subsp. strangulata, 758 nucleotides long. Its product is annotated as transcription factor ILI3. Gene Ontology annotation, biological process: regulation of DNA-templated transcription; regulation of growth. Gene Ontology annotation, molecular function: protein dimerization activity. The record is from RefSeq and is a predicted model, not a curated record. NCBI's taxonomy places the organism in Eukaryota, Viridiplantae, Streptophyta, Magnoliopsida, Poales, Poaceae.
GGCUGCGCUGCCUGCCUACCUCCUCGUUCUCUCUGCUCUCCUCUCACUAAGACACUGACCAUCACAGUGUCACACGCAGACGCUUCAUCGGCUGAAUCACCAGCCAAGGUAAAGCAUCAACACAUACACGAGCAAGCAAGGAAAGCCAAGCUUAGCUGUCUCCGAUCACAGCCGGCCGCAGAGAGAGAGAGGGAGAUGUCGAGCCGCCGUGGCCGGAUCACCGACGAAGAGAUCAACGAGCUCAUCUCCAAGAUCCAGGCGGUGCUCCCGGAAUCAUCCCGCCGCCGCUCCGCGAGCCGGUCGUCGGCGUCGAAGCUACUGAAGGAGACGUGCGGAUACAUCAAGAGCCUCCACCAGGAGGUUGACGAUCUCUCCGAUAGGCUCUCGGAGCUAAUGUCGACCUUGGACGAGACCAGCCCCCAGGCCGAGAUCAUCCGGAGCCUUCUCCGCUAGCCGGAUUUUAUCCUACCGAUCGAGCCAGUAGGCAGUAGCUACAUAUAUAUUAGCUUGAAUUCAUCGGCCGAAGAGGGAGACGAAGAGGCAAGACAAGAGAAGAGAAGACAACAAGAGAGGCAUAGCAUUUUUUAGCUGCUGCUUGUUUCUUUUCCUUCCUGCUCCCCCGUCUCCGGUACGUCGUCGUCUGUGUGUGUUUGUGUUUGUGAGGCCCUCAUUUAGCUUCCGGUAUACUCCUACUCCACUGUGUUUCAUUUAUGCACCGGGUUGGUAGAGGUUAAUAAUAUAUAUGGUACUUCUACUGA